CGGGCGCUGACUUUGAAGUGACGAAAUCAACGCCACCAGAGUCCGUAGCCGACCGCCUACUUUGCCUUUAAACGAUCCCUCCCCCAACGAACUGAUCUCGCGAACUCAACUCCUCAUUAUUGUGUGCCCUCCGAGACAUUUCAAAAGGGGAAAGUGCGAUUCCUUCCUUCUGCCUGCGACCUCCCAACCGAAGAAGUCCCACGGAGCCGGAGCUCUCUUGGACUACUCUCUUUCAGUUGUUUUUCUUUAAUCAAGAUUUGAUUUUUCUUCAGCUGGAAUGGCGUGGAUGUUGAAUGGCGAGGCCAAGAAUUGAUUUUUUUUAUCACCAGGCAGCAGGGCAAAGAGGGCAGGGUUUUGAGCUGACAUUGAUGGCCAUGCCGUGGAGCUUGGCCAUCUACGUGAUGGGCAUGGUGUGGGUGGUUCUCAACGGCUGGGUGUCCACUUGUUUGAUGAUUGCUGACGAGAUCGCACGCGGCCUCAGGUCCGGCGAGAUCGGCACGCUGCCUGUCGGUUGAUCGGCGUCGAGGUUCCAAGAGCUUCAAAUUUGUCUGAGUCUCAAAAGAUUGUUUUGUUUGUUCUACAUAUGUACACUCAAACGCAUGCCUGCAAAAUCUCAGUUUGGGGGUUUUAUACCUUGUUUGUUAUAUUUCCCAACACAGUUUUCUAAAAUCUUUUGUUUCCGUAGCACUGCGCUGCCCUUGUAGCCUUGUAAAUCUAAAAUUUUAAUCCACAAACUAAUCGGCAAUUUAUCUUGGAUGGUGAAGACAACAUUUAGCAGUGAUGGAGCUCCAAUUUGGUUCAUCAUCAUUUUUUGUUUAACAGUGACGAGCAAGAACUAAUGGAUUUAAAUCGACAAGUGAAGAGAACAGUGCAGCU
Molecule: messenger RNA, 876 nt
Organism: Zingiber officinale
Lineage: Eukaryota; Viridiplantae; Streptophyta; Magnoliopsida; Zingiberales; Zingiberaceae
Exons: 3
Coding region: 294-515 (73 amino acids)
Source: RefSeq, a predicted model, not a curated record